ACAACAAAAAUGGCGGCUGCUGAUGAUGCAUCGCUAGCACACGAUGUCGGUUCGCUGACUGUGAGCGAUAACAAGGAUCCUGUCACUUCAGACAUGACAGACAAAUUUGUAGAAAAUUGGGGAUUCAAACUUCCAGAAGUGUACAAACUCGCGUUGAAAUUCUACAAAGAAAAGGAUGGUAAAGCCAUUCAUCUUACCUACAAAGACAAGCUGAAGUUGGUGGCCUAUACAAAACAGGCCUCACAUGGGAAGUACCGUAAUGACAUCUCUCCCGAGGUGGGGUUCCUAGAUGUGGUUGGCAGUGACAGAAGACAAGCAUGGCAGGUACUUGGUGAUAUGCCACAAGAUAUUGCCAUGGAAGAGUUCAUCAAACUGUUGGACAGCCUCAGUACCUUGUUCAGGCCAUACAUAGAUGCCCAUAAAGUUGAACAGCUGGAGAAAAUCCGGAAACAGAAAGAAGAUGAAGAGAGGAAGAGAAUAGAAGAGGCUGAGAGAGAACAGCAGAGGCUUGAGGAGGAAGCAAAACGUCAGCUGGAGAUGGAGAGACAAAAACAGAUGGAACAGGAAAUGCAGAUCCGGACAGCACUGAACCAGCAGACAGCUGUACAAUUUAGCCAGUAUGCCCAACAGCAGUAUCCCACCAACAAACAACAACAAGAGGAGCUGAUUCGCCAGCUUCAGGAACAACACUUCCAGCAGUACAUGCAGCAGGUGUACCAACAACAGUUGCUCCACCAGCAGCAGCAAUACCAACAGUUACAGGACAUGGCCCAGACCGGUCAGUCCGCCAGACCGCCAGCCCCAAAACCACAGGUGACUCACACUGAGGUCACACAAGCGGCCAUGCCCCUCCUACAGAAUGGUGAUAGCAGUUCCACCAAAGAGAACGGGCCCUUGUCUGUCCCUCCCCCAGUCUCUGUGCCGAGCAAUGAAGAUGACCAUCCAGACCAAAUCCCAGCUCCCAUGCCCAACCUGAUGCCUCCUUCAGUCUGGACACGUAAAGGUGGCCAAGGCUUCAAAGAUUCAGUUAAGGGUUGCAAAGAAAAUGUCAUUUACAUUGGUUCCUUGGCUACUGCCACGGUGCGAGUGCCAACACAUAUAGAUGGGACGUGUCUAUUCUGGGAGUUUGCCACAGACUAUUAUGACAUUGGCUUUGGUGUGUACUUUGAGUGGUCAGUGGCUCCAAACAACACUGUCAGUGUCCACAUCAGUGAGUCCAGCGACGAAGAAGAGCUGGAGGAUGAACCAGUUGAAGAAAAAAGUGAUAUAGAGAAAGGAUCAAAGCGAGACGACCGUCCACCAACCGAUGAAAUAAUUCCAGUUUAUAGACGGGACAGCCAUGAGGAAGUGUACUGUGGUAGCCAUGCCUAUCCUGGACAGGGGGUGUAUCUACUCAAGUUUGACAACUCCUACUCACUGUGGCGUUCAAAGACUCUUUAUUACCGUGUCUACUACAGCAGAUAGUGAUAUACAGUGUCACGGUCCUAGAGGCAUCAAGAUCACGUGUGAAAGAAUGGGAUGGAUUUCUGAGGAAGGUUGAGUGUGCUGUAGUACAAAGUCACAUGUUCAUUCGUAACAUGCUUUAGCUCUUUGUCAUUUCUGAGUAUGAUGUAACGUUUUAGCUACUUAAAAAACAAUAAUCAAAUCCUACAACAGAUGUUUGAUUUUGACGGUAUAUUUUUGUGUGUGUGAGUGACAGGAAUGAUUCGGCUUACCUUCCAUUGUGUGAGACUUGUAAGCUAUUUUUGUGAUGUCAUGUUGUCUUUAUUCUCUGGGUAUUACAACUAUCUCACCUUUCACCUUGCUUAAUCUCGGUAUGAGUAGCAGACUCUGGUUUUCAUACGCUGGUGUCUGUAAUGAAUGAAAUGCCUGCAAGAAGAUGUAUAGCUCACCAGGUGCUGCCUAUUGACUUAUUAUGCCAUCUGACAUCAGACUUCAUUUUAGAAAACUUCCUAUUGUUUAUAGGAGUCUUAUCAUAAAAUGGACAAAAUUGUACAUUAAUCACAAAAAUGUAAGUCUCCCAAAACGUUUCUAUGGUGGUACAGCCUCAAUACUCCAGUGAUUACCUUCACUUUCACUCUCUGCAUCCCAGGAUUAGUGGAAUAUAUAUAUCCUCGAUACUCAGUUUUAAUAUUCACUUUCACUCUCUAUACUCCUGGAAUAUUCCAUCACAAAAUUGACCACCACCUUGUGGACACAACAUUAAAAGACUAGUGUGACCCUUUGAUGUACAACGAAAUGAAUCUCAAGGUCAUCAUUCCAUUUAGAUUGACUGGCUUGUUUCUCCACUGUGAUCUUCAAAAGAAAUGCAUCUGCUUAGCGAUUGGUCAGAUGUUUUUCCUGACACCAAUCAAAUAGCUAGUUGUGUGCCUUACUGCAUUCAACAUUGUUAUUCCAGGGUGCAGAGAGUGAAAAUGAAUGUAACCCCUGGAUUAUUGAGGAGGAUGGUGAUAAUGGUAUACAAGUUGUCGUGUAGUUGAUAAAUCACAAACGUCAUGUGAUAUGCAUGUCAGUGAUAUAGAAUGGAGGGUGAAUGAUUACAGGCCCAUUUUGCCUUUUGCUAUACAGGAAAGUAACACAAAAAUAGGAAGUAUAGAGAGAGAUUUAUUGAAAUCCCAGAAAGACACAGACUAGCUAAUAUUGUAAAUAUAAGUUAAGCUAUUCAUUUAACAUUGCAUUUAUUUUAUAUGUGUAUAUUUCUUAGGAACAAAUUUUGUUAUAAGAAAAUAAUAUUGGCUUUAUUUAAAAUAAGUAAUCAUGCCAUGCAUAAUUAUAAUCAAUCACUGAUAAUAAAGUUGAAUUUUAGUAUAACAGACUAUUUAAAUUAGCACGCCUGUACAGCCCACAUGCUGCUUGUUUGUCCUAUUAAAAGGGAGUGUAGUUUGCUCUCUGUCAGAGCAUCAAUUGCCCGGUAAUCAUCUGUCUGUCUCCGCAUCAGUUGGUCUGGGGCACACCUCUAGUACUCGCCUCAAUUGCCAUAUUACAUGUGCGAGUCUAGAAAUGGUGGAAGGUCUAUAUUACAUGUGUGAGUCUAGGGAUGGUGGAAUGUCUAUAUUACAUGUGUGAGUCUAGGGAUGGUGGAAUGUCUAUAUCACAUGUGUGAGUCUAGAGAUGGUGGAAUGUCUAUAUCACAUGUGUGAGUCUAGGGAUGGUGGAAUGUCUAUAUUACAUGUGCGAGUCUAGAGAUGGUGGAAUGUCUAUAUCACAUGUGCGAGUCUAGGGAUGGUGGAAUGUCUAUAUCACAUGUGAGUCUAGGGAUGGUGGAAUGUCUAUAUCACAUGUGCGAGUCUAGGGAUGGUGGAAUGUCUAUAUCACAUGUGCGAGUCUAGGGAUGGUGGAAUGUCUAUAUUCCAUGUGUGAGUCUAGGGAUGGUGGAAUGUCUAUAUCACACGUGUGAGACUAGGGAUGGUUGAAUGUCUAUAUCACAUUUGCGAGUCUAGUGAUGGUGGAAUGUCUAUAUCACAUGUGCGAGUCUAGGGAUGGUGGAAUGUCUAUAUCACAUGUGUGAGUCUAGAGAUGGUGCAAUGUCUAUAUUCCAUGUGCGAGUCUAGGGAUGGUGGAAAGUCUAUAUUACAUGUGCGAGUCUAGGGAUGGUGGGAUGUCUAUAUCACAUGUGCGAGUCUAGGGAUGGUGGAAUGUCUAUAUCACAUGUGUGAGUCUAGAGAUGGUGGAAUGUCUAUAUCACAUGUGUGAAUCUAGAGAUGGUGGAAUGUCUAUUUCACAUGUGUGAGUCUAGAGAUGGUGGAAUGUCUAUAUCAUAUGUGUGAGUCUAGGGAUGGUGGAAUGUCUAUAUCACAUGUGCGAGUUUAGGGAUGGUGGAAUGUCUAUAUCACAUGUGAGUCUAGGGAUGGUGGAAUGUCUAUAUCACACGUGUGAGACUAGGGAUGGUGGAAUGUCUAUAUCACAUGUGUGAGUCUAGAGAUGGUGGAAUGUCUAUAUCACAUGUGCGAGUCUAGGGAUGGUGGAAUGUCUAUAUCACAUGUGUGAGUCUAGAGAUGGUGGAAUGUCUAUAUCACAUGUACGAGUCUAGGGAUGGUGGAAUGUCUAUAUUACAUGUGUGAGUCUAGAAAUGGUGGAAUGUCUAUAUUACAUGUGCGAGUCUAGGGAUGAUGGAAUGUCUAUAUCACGUGUGAGUCUAGAAAUGGUGGAAUGUCUAUAUCACAUGUGCGAGUCUAGAAAUGGUGGAAUGUCUAUAUCACAUGUGCGAGUCUAGGGAUGGUGGAAUGUCUAUAUCACAUGUGUGAGUCUAGAGAUGGUGGAAUGUCUAUAUCACAUGUGUGAGUCUAGGGAUGGUGGAAUGUCUAUAUUACAUGUGCGAGUCUAGGGAUGAUGGAAUGUCUAUAUCACGUGUGAGUCUAGGGAUGGUGGAAUGUCUAUAUCACAUGUGCGAGUCUAGGGAUGGUAGAAUGUCUAUAUCACAUGUGCGAGUCUAGGGAUGGUGGAAUGUCUAUAUCACAUAUGCGAGACUAGGGAUGGUGGAAUGUAUAUAUCACAUGUGUGAGUCUAGGGAUGGUGGAAUGUCUAUAUCACAUGUGUGAGUCUAGGGAUGGUGGAAUGUCUAUAUUCCAUGUGUGAGUCUAGGGAUGGUGGAAUGUCUAUAUCACACGUGUGAGACUAGGGAUGGUGGAAUGUCUAUAUCACAUGUGUGAGUCUAGGGAUGGUGGAAUGUCUAUAUCACAUGUGUGAGACUAGGGAUGGUUGAAUGUCUAUAUCACAUGUGUGAGUCUAGGGAUGGUGGAAUGUCUAUAUCACAUGUGUGAGACUAGGGAUGGUGGAAUGUCUAUAUCACAUGUGUGAGUCUAGGGAUGGUGGAAUGUCUAUAUCACAUGUGCGAGACUAGGGAUGGUGGAAUGUCUAUAUCACAUGUGCGAGUCUAGGGAUGGUGGAAUGUCUAUAUCACGUGUGAGUCUAGAGAUGGUGGAAUGUCUAUAUCACAUGUGUGAGUCUAGAGAUGGUGGAAUGUCUAUAUUCCAUGUGUGAGACUAGGGAUGGUGGAAUGUCUAUAUCACAUGUGCGAGUCUAGGGAUGGUCGAAUGUCUAUAUCACAUGUCAAAUGUAGAUCUUACUGAGUUAUGCCCCUUUAUUACUUAGCUCAGUUUGUCUGGAGUAUGUCCCAAAUUUGGGAGGCAAUAACCACUUGCAGUGUCAAAAACUCAAGGAAGAGUUGUUGAAUUUGAAAGAGAUUUAUUCAAUUGUAUAACCAUUUGUUAUAUAAAAAAAGACAGUACUUAAGGCUUGUAUUUAAUUUGCAAUAGAAUAUCACGGACACUGGUCCAUUUCCAAUAAACACUUCAAAUGUCUGGUUGUACAUGUAUUACUUGUAAACUAUUGCAGCGCUUGUGUGUCAACAGAUUUCGUGAAUGUAUCGUCUAUAAAUAAUUUUGUUGGUGUUUCAGUGUUUGUUUACAGGAUAACCGAGAGCUUCAGCUAUAUCAUAUCGGGUCGAAAAUUAUUUAUUAUUCUUUUUGUUAUUGCUUUUUUUUUAUUAUAAUUGAUAUUUACAUGUACAUAAAAGAUUAACAUCAGUCUUGAAUAAAUUGUGUGGUAGUGGAUACAGGAAAGUUUAAAUUUCUCUCGGACAUAAUUAUAAAUUAUAGUCUUAAUUUCCUUUGACUCACACUCAGCUGUUAAUGGCAAAUCACCUGCCUUCAAGCCAUCAAAAUUACCUGUGUAUAGGUGGUUGAGAGCCAAAUGAAACUAGGGACCUCAUAGUGAGGACCCCCAUUGGAGGUGUGACUGCUACAUGUUGUGAAUUGAUCUUUCAUUUGUUUGACCCAACACUUGCCAAUAAGUGUUGAAUUAUAUCAUAAAUAGGAAUACAUUUCAGUACAAAAGUUUAAUCAGCUCCUAAUUACGAUUUUGUGGGAUGUUUGCGCUUUUAAAUACAAUAGUCCUUGAAGAUAUUCUAAUUGUUUUCAUGCCCCAUGUAACUUAUAAACUUAGAUCUGCUCUCCACAUCCCAUACCUAAAUAAUGUGAUCAGAUUGAUUAUUACCUGUAAAAUUGAAACUAACCUUGAUUAUUACCUGUAAAAUUGAAACUAACCUUGAUUAUUACCUGUAAAAUUAAAACUAACCUGAAAUAAUUGUGACUUCCCGCUGUAUAUGCAGAAUGCAAUACAUAUAAUCUCUUUAAAUGUAUGUUUUAUGUCUGAGAGAAACAAAAAUAUGAAAAUCUGAAAUCUACCAUUUCUAAAGCUUUCAACAACAUGUAAUCAAUCAAACACUUUUACCAUUAGGUCUGCUUUACGUGGGUCAUAUAAUGAUAACGAAUAAUGGAACAAUUUUAAGAACAUAGAAAAAAUAAACACAAUAUUGGAACAGUUUGAAAGAAAAAUAAUAUUUUGAGGAACAGGAUAUCUUUUUUUUCUCUGAUAUUUGUUCACUUCUUUCGUAACUGAUGAAAGUCUCCCAUUUGUCAACUUUCUGUUGUUUAAAAUAAUAGGCAAGUCUCAGACCGGGGGAAAAUAAUAUAUUAACUCCUUGUCUUAUGCAGGUUUUCAUAAAUGAGGAAGAAUAAAUAUUUUAAACUUUAACCUGGCUGUGGAAUGGCUAUGGACUGUCAAUGUUUGUAUAACAUGUUGGUUAGACCUUGUAGUCUAAAUUGUCCCGUCUGUCCAGAGGGACAUUUCAUGUCUGUCCAACUGUCUACUGCUGUUUAUCACAUGUCUAGUGUAGCGUACAUGUGUUGUUUCUCAGAGUAACCUACCGUAUUUAUCCGACAGUAAGUCCAUGCCUGGUAAUAAGGUCAUCCAUGUUUAUUGCUAUUCGGUAAAAUGGCAACAAAUGCUUUUUCAUUGCCUGCAAUAAGCCCACUUUCUAAUCGUGAGUUUAGUGUUGACCCCUUAUUAAAGGAUAAAUGCGGUAAUAGGUGAUUGUUAUGUACUGUUACUAUAGUAACCAGCAGGUAUUUGUUAUACAUUUUGUUGUAUUUAUUAUCUAUAUGUGUACAGUGCUGCCUAUUUAAAAGAUCUUAUUGAAAUGUUAUUGAAUAAAUAGAAUGUAUGACUGA
Messenger RNA from Pecten maximus, 7010 nucleotides. Its product is annotated as Golgi resident protein GCP60-like. Lineage: Eukaryota; Metazoa; Mollusca; Bivalvia; Pectinida; Pectinidae. Gene Ontology annotation, cellular component: Golgi membrane. The transcript is spliced from 9 exons. The record is from RefSeq and is a predicted model, not a curated record. Gene Ontology annotation, molecular function: fatty-acyl-CoA binding. The coding region runs from base 10 to 1464 and encodes 484 amino acids.